This is a messenger RNA of Ruditapes philippinarum (Manila clam), 2220 nucleotides long. RefSeq lists its product as uncharacterized. The record is from RefSeq and is a predicted model, not a curated record. The coding region runs from base 309 to 878 and encodes 189 amino acids. Gene Ontology annotation, cellular component: membrane. The transcript has 3 exons. NCBI's taxonomy places the organism in Eukaryota, Metazoa, Mollusca, Bivalvia, Venerida, Veneridae.
ACCACCCUUUUAAUUGAUUGAAUUUAUAUUUACAUAUGUCCAAAUAUGUGAAAAUUAAUGUGGAAAUGUAUUUUGACUUGAGAAAAAUUAGAAAUCUUCAUAUAGUCGGAAUUGAUUUUGCGGUGGUUUUUAUAUAUACUUGAAACUGUUGUUUUACCAAAAGCAAAUGGAAAUUACACCGUUGUUUUAAAGAAAAGUGAAAUGUAAUUUGGACGGGAAAAAUAUUUGUUUGUUAAGUACCAGAACAAGAAAUUUUCGUGAUGAAAUUAGAUAUUUAAAUCGAAAUCGGAAUACAGUGUCCAGACAACAUGAAACAGCCAAUUUUAUUUAGUACCAAUUUACUCGGGUACGCUGCUCUAGGAACUUUUGGAUUUGCUUUCAUUUGCACGUGCCUGGCGUUAGGGCUGCCGUACUGGCAGUACUAUGAUAUUACAUUAGGAGACCAGCAGACGAUUUCCAAUCACGGGUUAUGGAGAUACUGUAUUGAUUAUAUACCGGAUACUACGGCGCUCAUAGACGUGUGCGGGGACCCUGUGGACAUAGCGACCGGAAGUGGAGCAACAGACAUCCGCGCAACACGUGCUUUUGUGAUUAUAUCUGUGAUCCUGGAGAUAGCUGGCAUUCUAUGUACUGUGCUUGUUGUGUUUGUGGUAAAAUUUAAGAAGAAUUAUCCGUUUCAUUACGCAGCUGCUGUUUGCGGGGUUGCAUCAGGAUUUUUCUCUAUGCUCGGACUUGCAGUGUAUGUUGCAAGAGUACGCAAUGACGACUACGACUUACAUGCUGCCAGCGCCUUACAAAUCCUUAGUUGGCUGACGUCGUGGACUUCUUCCGGUUUUAUCGUUUAUAUGAUGAUUAUUAAGAAACAGUCAGACGAAUAGCAUUUCACGUUCCUCCUCCAUUUUUUUCACCUUGUGUUUGUCUUUUUAGCAAUAAGUUCAAGUUUUGUUUUCAAAAUCCGAGUACUAUGGAAGUAGUUCUAUACAUUUUGAGUACAAUAUUGCAUUCUAUUGGUCAAAUACACAUAUUAAAAACCUAUAUUGAACGAGGCGCUAACUGAGUCCAAUAUAAGUUUUGAAGCUGUGUACGGGUCUUGUAUAAUAAUUUUUACACUAAACAAUGUAUUAUAAUAUAUAACUUAUUAUUUCACACCACUUUGACAAAACAUUAUAUCCAAGAUUGAUAUUGGAAGAUCUCCUGUGUAAACUCUGGAAGUUCAUCGGUUUAGCUUCACAAAGUGUGAAAUUAAUGCCAUCAUUUUCCCAUCUACUACACGUAGUUACAUUGCCAUGCUUACAAAAUAAUAAAGACCACUUUUAAGAAAAGUUAAAUCAACCUGUUAAUUAAUUUUAUCAUUUUUUGUUUAACGAUAAAACUAUAAUAUGACAAUUAUAAACAUUCUAUUUAAUAUGUAUUUACUAGUUUUGUUUUUGUUUUUGAACGUUUGUUAAGCCAACAAUAUGAGUGAAAUGGGUUAAUGUGAACAUUUCUUUUUUAUUAUAGCAAUUUAACUUAAGUCUAACCUGCCUUAUUGGCUUUCUGUUUUUACCUUAAAUUAACUGUCCGUGGAGAUAUUACUUUUUAUGACAUACCCGUGCUGCUUUUGCGGCUCUGUAAAAUGAUAUUGCACGACUGUACAUGUACCGGGGUAUUUUGACAUGUAAUUUGGCUUAUACAAAUAUAGUGCAAAGAUAAAUGUUAGCGUUACACUAUAGUGCCAUAAAAUGAUUCUUUUUCACUUUAUUUUGGUAUGUAAUAAAUAGAAUUUUAUAUUCUGAAGGUUCAUUACUGAAUUUAUCGAACUCGUUGAAUAAAAUAAUAUAUAUUAUGCUCGCCAAAGGCUUGCAUUUAAUUAUAUUCAACUCGUUCAAUAAAUUCAGUUUUGAACUUACACUCAUUCAAUAUCGUCUUAUUAUGUAUUGCAUCUGAAUAAAAUUUGUAUAUGAACAAAGACUUAUCCACCUGCUGCAUGUAAUUUGUAUUUCCUCCCUUAGUAAGUAUGUGCUAAAUCUAAUAACAUUUUUAUAUAAAUAUUUGUAAAUAUUCAUAUGAUCAUUCCAAUUAUUAACAUGUAUAUUGUCUUUGAUUCAUUCAGUACAAAGUUAAAUUCGUGUCAUUCUUUUCUUUUCUCAUAUGUAGAUUAUUUCAUGCAUUGUUACACUUUUUCUUGUUUUUAAUUGCAUGUGUGCAUGUUUAUAACUGCUUUAGUUCAAUAAAUUUAUA